Molecule: messenger RNA, 3565 nt
Organism: Ictalurus furcatus (blue catfish)
Lineage: Eukaryota; Metazoa; Chordata; Actinopteri; Siluriformes; Ictaluridae
Product: transcriptional regulator QRICH1-like
Exons: 12
Coding region: 257-2386 (709 amino acids)
Source: RefSeq, a predicted model, not a curated record
AGCGCGUUCACGGAGUGGGAAUGUGCGCGUGGGCCUGCAGAGGGAGCUGCGCGCGCUCCACUGAAGCGGCGUUGUGUGCACAGGACAGUCCGGGGUCUCGCGCUCUCAUACAAGGCCUACUUCCGUCAGCGCGCUGUUCUCGGGAAAUUGUAUUUUACAUACAAUAUCGAUCUUGUUUCCAGUCGAGCGAGCCGAGAAGUAGCGUUUCUACAUUUUCUAACACGGCUUCAGUCAGUUCAAGGUGGAUUGACCUGUCAUGAAUGAGCCGAUCGAAGGCGGUGCGAUCUCGUUCGACGAGUAUGUGCGGCAGAAGGCUCGCACCAUACCCCAGCACCGCAUGAAGGAGUUCCUGGAGUCGUUGGCCACCAAAGGCCCUGAGAUCCUACAGGAGUUCAGCCAGCAGACCAGUGGCACCACUACUACCAUGGUGUACCAACAGGGGGCCAACUGCAUCUACACCGACAGCACGGAGGUGGCAGGGUCACUGCUCGAGCUAGCAUGCCCAGUACAGGUGACAUCUACGCAGAUCUCUCCACAGCUGGCUGCAGCUGUGCAGCAGGCGUCUGAGCAGCAGAUUCAAGUCCAGGUGCAGAUCCAAGGUGAGCAGGGUCAGACAGUUGGUCAGGUGUUGCAGGUGGCUUCUCCUACCCAACAGCAUCUAUCAGGGGUCACUACAACACAGCUGGUGCAGCAGGGCGAGCUAACUGAGGAACAACACCAACAAAUCCAGGCGCAACUGGUGGCAGCCGUGGCCGGAGGUCAGCAAAUCCAGAUCCAGACAGUGGAGGCUCUGUCUCCACCUCAGACCCAGCAGCAGGGUUCGGAACGUGAGGCAGAGCGUCGCGCCGGAGCAUCACCGGGUGUCCUGCAGCCAGCUAAGAAGCGCAAGGUAGAUGUGCCUGCCGUAGUGUCUUACCAGCUAGCACAGGGCCAGCAGCUAGCCACCGUACUGGCCAUACCCCAAGGCCAGCAGCAGAGCUACGUGUCGCUGAGGCCUGAGCUCCUGACUGUAGACAGUGCACACCUGUACGGCACCGCGACAGCCGGCACCAUCACAGGUGCGUCAGGAGAGACCUGGACUAUCCCGGUGUACCAGCAGCAGCAGGGUGUAGCACACAUCGCCAUCCCACAGGAGGCCUACAGCACGGUGCAGGUGCAGGACAAAGAUAAAGACAAGAUGACGACGGCCCAGCUCGCAGGUGCAGUGGCGGUGCCUGUGUCAGGCUCGCAGGAGGAGGUAGUGCACUCUCUCUUCCCAGCUCAGUUCAUGAAUGGAAACAUCCACAUUCCAGUGGCGGUCCAGGCUGUCGGGGGAGGCUACGCAGGCACCACCCAGGCGCUGCACAUCUGGGACCCACAGCAGCAACAGCAGCAGCAUGGCCAAGAGGUUGAAACUCAGGAGCAACAGCUCCAUCUGCAGGCCGAGGCAGAGCCGCAAGCUGAAGCUCCUCCUGAGCUGCUUCUUCCUACAGUGCUAAAGCCAGAGGAAGGCCUGGAGACCUGGAGGCUUUGGGUGCAGCGCAAAAACGCAGAGCUCGAUAAGAACGAACAGAACAAGUUGGCGCCGAUUGGCCGCCGCCAGCCUCUGCGUUUCCGAGAAGACCUGGUCUCUAGUUCAGUGGGAGAACUUAACGUGGCUCUGUCUCUCAUGACCCAAGAGGCUCGUGGUUUAGAAGGGGAGCCAUUUGAACCCGACGCACUAUAUUAUGUCUUCUUGUGCAUACAGAAAUACCUGUUCGAGAAUGGCAGAGUGGACGACAUCUUUUCAGACCAGUACUACUUCCGCUUCUCCCAGUGCCUACACAAAAUCCUGGAGGAAUGGAGGCCCAGUGUCCAUCCGCUAGGUUAUAUUAUCCCCAGUCAUGUGACCGAGGAGAUGUUGUGGGAGUGCAAACAGCUGGGAGCUCAUUCUCCAUCUACUUUACUCACUACACUAAUGUACUUCAACACCAAGUAUUUCCACCUGACCACAGUGGAGCAGCAUAUGAAAGUGGCCUUCUCUAAAGUGCUCCGGCACACCAAGAAGAACCCGACCAACCCAAAAGACAAGAGCACCAGCAUUCGCUACCUGAAAGGAGUCGGCUCUCACCAUGUCGGUCAGAAAGUGACGGAUGAUAUGUACGCUGAGCAAGCUGAGGAUCCAGAGAAUCCACUUCGCUGCCCCAUCAAGCUCUAUGACUUUUACCUCUUCAAAUGCCCUCAGACUGCCAAAGGCCGGAAUGACACAUAUUACCUGACGCCAGAGCCUGUUGUAGCCCCGAACAGCCCUAUAUGGUACUCGACCCAGCCAAUCACGAGCGAGCAGCUGGAGCAGAUGCUCACACGCAUCAUGGUGGUGCGGGAAAUCCAAGAAAUAAUCUCCAUCACGCAGGCCAACAUUCAGUGAGGAAAUUUGAGGGAGAAGGAGAGAGAGAGAUGGUGCAAGAAAGGUUUCCACCUCCGAGCUCCUCCGUCCUCACAGCCUCACCGCGACUCAGUCGCUCACAAACUCAAAAGGAGGGAAAUGUAGCCAUCGCUGUGUCUCCUCGUGCUCCAUAUUUACACACCCUGAAGCACGCACCAGUGGUGGCCCAUGGGCAGAGGAGGCAACAAUAUCUACAAUCUACACUCUAUAAUUAUACGCUCAUUUCGAGUAGGAUUUAAAACUCUUAACAACCAGGCUGAGGAAAUUUGACAUUGUUAUCGACUGAUUGCUAACCUUAAAAGAAAAGCAGUGUCGGUUUACUAAUUAACAAAAGUGCAGCACAUGUCCGGUAGCCAUCGUUUGCUUUGAGCUUGCUGUUUGAUUUCAAUGUAUAUUUCUGAAAUGGUUCAGAGAACAUUAGUAUGAUCAUUGUAUUGUCACUUACUUGGAUUACUUUGGAGGUUCGCUCAUAAAACUGCACUACAUUGCAUCGUGGCCUUGAUGCUUUCUGAAAUUGCAGUGAAAUUACACACACACAAAAUAUAUAUAUUUAUAUAUUUAUUUAUAUAUAUAAAUAUAUUUAUAUAAAUAUAUUUAUAUAUAUAUAUAUUUAUAUAUAUGACUACCGCCUCAUUUUUAUCCAUGAACUGCCUCCAUAAACCUCUAGGAGGUGCCUCCUCUGACCAGCCGCCACUGGAGGACUGAAAUGAACUGAACUUGCAAGCCUUUUUUCUUUCUUUUUUAAAAAAAAUAAAGAUAUUACUUAAUCUGUUCAUGUGAUGCCUGUUGGCACUACACACCUUUAACGUGCAGUUUCUCUUUGCUAGCUGUCACUCUGUCGAAUAUGUACUCAUCUAAUGUCAUUUAUUUCCCCCCACUCUCCCCCGAUUUGUUCAUUUUUUUUGCCAUUGUAACUGAGAGAGGUGAGGAGUGUGUGAUUAGACUGGAGUCAUCUCUGCAAGCGGAUAAAACACAGGUUCUUUUGGGGGAACCUCUUCCACACCCUUGACUUGGCAAGAAUGCAGUCAAGACACUUUGAGAAGUGUACUCUACACAGAAAGACUUUUUGGUCUUCAUUUUUUGUUUCAUGUUUUUUUUUUUUAUAUAUAUAUAUGUAUAUGCAUCUAUGGUAAUCUGAUAUGUAUUGAUAUUAUAGUGGUG